GUCCGGUCCUCAGGCGAAGCAAAGACGCUCCUGGUUAAUGGCGAGGAAGCAAGUUUCGUAAUAAGCAACCCCUCACCCACAAAACCCUAAAACACACAACUACUUCAAAUCAAAAGGAGAUUCGUUUUCCAGAUUGAUUCAUUUCUAAAGCUCAAAACUUUGUACUUCGAUUUUCGAAAGUUUCGAACUUUUAUUUUUUCUGGGAUGUCUCCGGCGGCGGCGGCAGUAGAGAUUGGGUCUCCUCCUGUUGAAAAGGUCUCUCCUUUCUUCAACCCUUCUUCCGACUCUGCAUUUUUCCCGGAGAGUGAUCACCGAAGCAUGGACCCUUCCUCUUCCUUCCAUUUCGGAUUUGAAGCUGGUUCAGGGCAGAAGACGAAGAGCCGGCAAAAGCCGAGGCUUGUCAAAGUGAGGAAGAACGGUAGAAAGGUGAAAGGUUCCUCCUUUUCCGGCGAGACUCCUCCUGGUUUCAAUCCGUUUGCGCAGCCAAGUAAAGGUAGUCUCCAUAUGAAUGGUGAGUCACCUGGGGAUGAUGAUAAAGAUAAGUCUUUUGUUUUUGGGGCUUAUGGGAACGGUUCUGAUGUAAAAGCUACUACAACUCCAGGUAAUGCCGCAGUAACUCCAGUGUCUGAUGAGGAGGAAUUUAGCACACCUGUAGGUGACUUUGUCUUUGGUUCGGAGUCCACACCGUGUAGUGAAAGCAGACGUUCAGAUGCGGAGAGUGGUAAAACUGGAAGAGAAGCUUGUCCUAAUACUUGUAGAAAGCCUGACAGUGCGCAAAAUGGUGAUGGUGAUGGUGAAACUAGAGAUGAUGAUUCUGAAGUGAACCUGCAUGCUGAGAUGAUGAAGAAGCUUAACAUCAGUGAGGGAGCAAGGGAAUAUAGUAACGCGCCUCCUGCAUUUAUCUUUGGCAGCUCUGGUAAAGGUAAUGCUGAAUGUAAAGGCGCGGCAGCAGCAUCAAGGCCAUGUUCUUUCAGUUCCAAUGGUUUUCGCCAAAGUGAUAGUGCAGCUGAUAAUCAAAUACCAGCUUUUCAUCCGGAUACUAUCCACGUAAACAACUUAACAAGCACUACCUUUGGCGACUUCAAAGUACCAUUGUGUGAUCCUUCUUCGCUUAAGAGCAGUCUGUUUCCGGAAAUGGGCAGAACUCCAGUACAUGUGAGAAGUAAGCGUUCAUCCAAGGACCAGAGAUCAAACAAAGUCAAGGGAAAAAAGAAACAGCAUGAGCCGAAUCUAUGCAAGGAUCAGGCUUCUAAGGGUAAUGAGUCUCAAGAAAAGCUCAGCUCCCCUGGAUACUCCUCACCCAUGGAUUUUUCUCCUUAUGAAGGCGAGAAAUCAAGCAAUCAGUUUCCUACAGAAACUCCUCUUCAUCCUUCACAUUGCUCUACCAAUGCCAGGGAUCCAUCUGUCUUCACGGCAGAGGAUCGGAUGCCGCAGUUUUCUUUCUCAGCGUCCACCUCUCAGGGAGAAACAUCAACUAAAAAGCUUCAUGCUGUGAAGAAAUACAGGAGGAAAGUUAAUAACCUUUUUCCCAAAAAGAAUCUCAACACUACCAUGCGAAACAAUCAAGAGAAUCAAGCCAAACAGGAGCCAGCCUCUGCAUCUGUGAUGCCUGGUGAAUGUGAGGUUUGGCGACUAAGGGGAAAUCAAGCCUACAAAAACGGUGAUAUGCGUAAAGCCGAGGAAUGUUACACUCAUGGUAUUAAUUCAUCCUCUUCGUCAAGUGAGAGCUCAGAGUGCUCUGUAAAGCCUCUUGCGCUUUGCUAUGGUAACCGCGCAGCAGCAAGGAUUUCUCUUGGGAGAUUGAGGGAGGCUAUAAGUGACUGUGACAUGGCUGCUUCGCUUGAUCCAACCUACAUUAAAGCAUAUAUGAGAGCUGCAAAUUGCUAUCUUGUGCUGGGGGAACUUGGAUCAGCAGUGCAAUACUUUAAUAAAUGCAUGGAAUCUUCUUCAAGUGUCUGCUUGGAUCGACGAACUACUAUAGAAUCAGCUGAAGGUUUACAACAGGCCCAAAGGGUAGCUGACUAUACGAACAGUGCAUCCAUAUUUUUGGAGAAGAGAACACCUGAUGGCGCAUCUGGCGCAUUGGUUCCAAUAACUAAUGCCUUGUCAAUUAGUUCAUGCUCAGAGAAGCUUCUUCAGAUGAAGGCGGAGGCCAUGUUAAUGAUCCGGCGUUAUAAAGAGGUGAUAGAGCUUUGUGAGAAUACCCUUCAGACAGCUGAGAGGAAUUUUGUCUCACCAGGGCCUGAUGGCAUAGGGUCUAAGCAUCACUCACUAAUGGUUUGGAGAUGGAACAUGGUUUCCAAGUCGCACUUCUACUUGGGAAACCUUGAGAUGUCUCUUGAUACAUUGGAAAAGCUGCAGCAAGUGGGAUCUAGCCGCAAUGAGAAUCAGGAAGAGUGUCGUGACUCACCAGCUUCUUUAGUGGCCACCAUAUCUGAACUUUUACGUUACAAGAACGCUGGUAAUGAAGCUGUUCGGGCAGGAAAGUAUCUGGAAGCAGUAGAGCAGUAUACUGCAGCAUUAUCAAGAAACGUUGACUCACGCCCGUUUGCAGCUAUUUGCUUUUGCAAUCGUGCGGCUGCUAAUCAAGCCUUAGUCCAGAUUGCUGAUGCAAUUGCCGACUGUAGUCUUGCCAUGGCUCUUGAUGAGAACUACACAAAGGCAGUUUCCAGGAGAGCCACAUUACAUGAGAUGAUUAGAGAUUAUGAUCAAGCAGCUAGUGAUCUCAAGAGGCUUAUCAGCAUUCUCGUAAAGCAAAAUGGUGAGAAGACAAAAACGUCAGAGACAUCUGCUGAUCGUUCAAUCAUCAGGAAAGAGUUAAAGCAGGCUCGUCAACGGUUGUCUGUGAUGGAAGAAAAAUCUAAAGAGGGCAUUGCUCUUGAUUUCUUCCUCAUCAUGGGAGUGAAGGCAUCUGACACUGCUGCUGAUAUCAAAAAGGCAUACAGGAAAGCAGCUCUUAGGCAUCACCCAGACAAGGCUGCACAGAUUCUUGUCAGAAGCGAAAGCGAAGGACCGUGGCUGAAGGAGAUAUUAGAAGAGGUUCACAAGGGUGCAGAUAGGCUCUUCAAAAUGAUUGGAGAGGCAUAUUCAGUUCUUUCUGACCCAACCAAGAGGUCGGACUAUGAACUUGAGGAAGAAAUUAGGAAAGCAAAGGCAUCUAGAGAAAGCUACAGAAGCAGAAAGGCUGCAGAAGCAAGCACCACCUCUCCAUAUCAGACAAGUCCAGUCAGGCGAUAUUGGAGGCACAGCGAGAGGACAUACAGAAGCUCGUCUCCUUGGUGGUAGAAUUCUAAACUCUUUGGGUGUCACAAGCUAUAUAGUGAUCCACUGGGUUACAGAGAAUUGUUUGUUCCCAAUUUUGAAAAGGGAAAGUGAUGUAACUGAACAAAUGUUUGUUUGCUUUUUACGGAUUGUACCUCAUGUAAAACAUUCAAAACUAUUAAAGAAAUGAAAAAACUUGAUUUGGUGUAACA
Messenger RNA from Brassica napus (rape), 3473 nucleotides. Its product is annotated as inactive TPR repeat-containing thioredoxin TTL3. The transcript has 12 exons. Bases 205 to 3285 code for a protein of 1026 amino acids. Gene Ontology annotation, molecular function: protein binding. NCBI's taxonomy places the organism in Eukaryota, Viridiplantae, Streptophyta, Magnoliopsida, Brassicales, Brassicaceae. The record is from RefSeq and is a predicted model, not a curated record.